AUGAGACACCGCCUGCUGAGCUCCAUCCUCACUGUGGCAGCCCUGUUUCCACCGGCCCUGUUUCCACCGGCCCUGUUUCCAUCGGCCCUGUUUCCACCGGCCCUGUUUCCACCGGCCCUGUUUCCACCGGCCCUGUUUCCACCGGCCCUGUUUCCACCGGCCCUGUUUCCACCGGCCCUGUUUCCACCGGCCCUGUUUCCACCGGCCCUGUUUCCACCGGCCCUGUUUCCACCGGCCCUGUUUCCACCGGCCCUGUUUCCACCGGCCCUGUUUCCACCGGCCCUGUUUCCACCGGCCCUGUUUCCACCGGCCCUGUUUCCACCGGCCCUGUUUCCACCGGCCCUGUUUCCACCGGCCCUGUUUCCACCGGCCCUGUUUCCACCGGCCCUGUUUCCACCGGCCCUGUUUCCACCGGCCCUGUUUCCACCGGCCCUGUUUCCACCGGCCCUGUUUCCACCGGCCCUGUUUCCACCGGCCCUGUUUCCACCGGCCCUGUUUCCACCGGCCCUGUUUCCACCGGCCCUGUUUCCACCGGCCCUGUUUCCACCGGCCCAGUUUCCACCGGCCCUGUUUCCACCGGCCCAGUUUCCACCGGCCCUGUUUCCACCGGCCCAGUUUCCACCGGCCCAGUUUCCACCGGCCCUGUUUCCACCGGCCCUGUUUCCACCGGCCCUGUUUCCACCGGCCCUGUUUCCACCGGCCCUGUUUCCACCGGCCCUGUUUCCACCGGCCCUGUUUCCACCGGCCCUGUUUCCACCGGCCCUGUUUCCACCGGCCCUGUUUCCACCGGCCCUGUUUCCACCGGCCCUGUUUCCACCGGCCCUGUUUCCACCGGCCCUGUUUCCACCGGCCCUGUUUCCACCGGCCCUGUUUCCACCGGCCCUGUUUCCACCGGCCCUGUUUCCACCGGCCCCGUUUCCACCGGCCCCGUUUCCACCGGCCCCGUUUCCACCGGCCCCGUUUCCACCGGCCCCGUUUCCACCGGCCCCGUUUCCACCGGCCCCGUUUCCACCGGCCCCGUUUCCACCGGCCCCGUUUCCACCGGCCCCGUUUCCACCGGCCCCGUUUCCACCGGCCCCGUUUCCACCGGCCCCGUUUCCACCGGCCCCGUUUCCACCGGCCCCGUUUCCACCGGCCCCGUUUCCACCGGCCCCGUUUCCACCGGCCCCGUUUCCACCGGCCCCGUUUCCACCGGCCCCGUUUCCACCGGCCCCGUUUCCACCGGCCCCGUUUCCACCGGCCCCGUUUCCACCGGCCCCGUUUCCACCGGCCCCGUUUCCACCGGCCCCGUUUCCACCGGCCCCGUUUCCACCAGCCCUACCUGUACUUGUGCUUCUGUCUGCUGCGGCCGAGGCACAGACGCCGAUCGAGAUCUCGUUUGCCACUGACCCGGUGCAGGUCCAGACGGGCACGAACGCCAUCUUCACCCUGGUCAUUGUGAACCAGGCCUUCAGCGUAACGUGGGACUACCAGGGCGCGGUCCUGGGCUCAUGGAACGAGAACGGACCCUCGGUGAACGUGCUGCCGCAGUUCGUCGGCCGCGUCACCAUCAGGCCCACCACGCUGGUCAUCGAGACCACGACGCUCAAAGACGCCGGGAAGUACACGGUGACAGUGGCCCCGGUCGGAGACUUAGAAGUCAAGAACUCCAAGUCCGUCACGCUCAAUGUGUUUGAUGCAGUGACGGGGGUGAACCUGCUCAUGCCCUCGGUGUCUGUGGAAGGGAAGAACGUCUCUCUGACCUGCUCUCAUCGGACCGGCACCGGCGUCACUUUCCUCUGGACCAAAGAUGGCACUGCUCUGGCCUCCAGCUCCAGGGUCACCAUCACGGGGGGCUCUCUGGUCAUCAACCCGGCCCAACGCAGCGACGCCGGGGACUACAGCUGCACGGUCAGCAACCCAGUCAGUGCCCGCGCUGCCACGCAGACCCUCACCGUCUACUAUGGGCCUGACACUCCGGUCCUGACCAAAGACACAACCAAGGACUGUGUGGGUGCGGGGGACGUGAGGACGGGCAAGACCAUCACCCUGACCUGCACCGCGGCCUCGCUGCCGCUGGCCCAGUUCUCGUGGCAGAGGGAGGGGCAGGUCGUCAGCAGCUCGGGCUCCGGCCUCCUCCGCCUCCAGACCACCUCCACCAACCAGAGCGGCGCCUACACCUGCACCGCCGCCAACACGGUCACCGGCCUCAGGGCCGAGCAGAACACGGAUCUGGUGGUCACCGAUGUGUGCCUGGACGUGGGGGAGGUUGUGGGGGUCGUCAUUGGCUCCUUCAUCUUGCUCAUACUUCUCAUUAUCCUCAUUAUUCUUCUUGUCAGAUUCAUUCUAGUCAGACGGAGGCGACGAGAGCCCAGCGCUGUGCCCAAGACCAAUGCAAAUCCACAGCCAAUACCUGAGAAUCCAGUCGCUAAUGUUGUUGGGAGAGAUUUACCCCAAGGCCCCCCGCCUCCUCCGCUGUACCAGUCCAACGCCGAACCCAGGAGGGCAAACCACUUGUACACUGUGCCGAGUCCUGGACGUAAUGGACAAACUCGGAACACCCAAAAUAACUCCUUCGGCUCGCAGCACAAUGGACUCUCUCGCGCGAAUGGCCUGCAACACAAUGCCAUUCAAAACUCUAAUAACCCAGCCGCACACAAUGGUAUCGACAACCCGGGUUUCACACUAAACGAACUUCAGAGACCAACGCAGCAGCAGCAAAUGCAGAAUCCAAACAUUGUCAUUCAAACUGGAAGCGCCCAAGUCCGCCUCAACACUUCGAACCAGACCGGUCAGCAGAACAACAAUGGACAAGUCCCCACCAUUCACGUCAAUUUGAAUUCUUAUUCGGGAGACCAGCAUAACGCCAUGGAAAGAGUGGCCGUUCCCGUUGCUAGUACGACGGUAGAAGAAGCUACGCAAACUCCGCAAAAUACUAGACAGGCGGCUAGCACUCUGCGCACUCCCAUGUUGGACCGGCACAGAGCUGUUCUCCAGGCAGAUCCGGGGCAAAUCCCAACAAGCUACACUCCGAAUCCUGUUUUCAACACAGAGAUGGAAGUGUAUAAUCAACAAUCGGACCCAAGGGAUAGAUCUGAAUCUGGUUCUACUCAGCCCACACCUGCACCUAUUCGGCAGCUGCCCUGGGACACGCUUCGAGGAACACCGUCCUACCCGAGCGGCAAUCAAAGAAGGCGAAAUUCCGAAAGCACAGACUACACCAUAAGCCCGCCCCUGCCGCAAACGAGAUCAAGAAGCCGAGAAAGAAGCAGAGAGAGACAAGAAGCGCCGAGAGAGAAUAGAAGGCCGAGCAGGGAGAGGGAGAUGGAGAGAGACACAAGAAGCGAGGUGCGUUCGGAGAGGAGAUCGCCGCGGGAAGACUCGAGGGAGAGGAGGGGGCAGAGCCGUGGCCCCAGGCAGGAAGCCAGGCGCGACAACAGCCCUCAGGCACUUCCUCUCAUGAGCCACGACUCCCCCGCGGGUCGAGCCUCCGUGCAGAAUCAGGCCGACACAAGAGCGCUGGUCGAUCCCAAUCACCUGCAUUCACAGAGCGGUCAGCAAGCGAGGCAAGACCAUCAAGCGGAUCAGAUCAGCAACAGGAUGCAGCAAGGAAAUCCUGGCACUAAUCAAAUCUCACAAGUUCAACUAGCGCAGUCGCAGGUCAAUCAGCUAGCGAGGCAAGCUAAUCAAGCGGAGCAGACGGGCAAUAGGGUUCCGCAAAUGAAUUAUCCGGAGAAUCAUCAAUCCCAAGUUCGUGAAACGGCGAGGUCCCAGUCUCAGCUCACGCAGGACGCCCUGAGAGCGCACACUGAGAGAGCACAGACUUUCCAGGACCGCAGGCAGCAAACGCAGGCGGCGCUGCUCCACUCGGACGGGCAGGCGAUCCGGCCGCCCACCCUGCCCCCGGUGAUGCCCCUGCAGCAGUUCAAGAGCCUACCCAGGGAGCACACCAGGCAGCGGGAUCCUAGGCCCCCGGUGAACGUGCCGGUGGCUCAGAGACCGCACCACCACAGGCAACACACGACCACGGCCCCGAACCAUCACCACCAUCAAGGGCACCAUCAACACCACGCGGGUCACAGGCCGACGCAGGCCCAGGCCUGGCAGCAUCAGGCUCACAGGGGGAGGCCGCGGUGA
Knipowitschia caucasica is the source of this 4116-nucleotide messenger RNA. NCBI's taxonomy places the organism in Eukaryota, Metazoa, Chordata, Actinopteri, Gobiiformes, Gobiidae. The record is from the annotation of a GenBank genome assembly.